Messenger RNA from Chilo suppressalis (striped riceborer), 1114 nucleotides. NCBI's taxonomy places the organism in Eukaryota, Metazoa, Arthropoda, Insecta, Lepidoptera, Crambidae. The record is from the annotation of a GenBank genome assembly.
GUGUCGUUCACUUGCUUUGGGUUUGGUUUUUUUUCUUUCCAUUUACGUUUUUCGGUAAAAAUGGCGAAUCGCGGUGGUUCUGCCAGAAGAAUUCCAGAAAAUGAAGCAGCGAUUACUUAUGUGCAAUGUGAUGGUUUGGCUGUGAUGAAAAUUGUGAAACAUUGCCAUGAAGAGUCAUGUAGCAACAUGGAGGUAGCUCAAGGUGCCCUCUUGGGAUUGGUAGUUGAAAACAGGCUAGAGAUAACCAACUGCUUCCCAUUUCCAAAGCACGAUGACACUAUGGAUGAAGAAGAGUAUCAAUUAGACAUGAUGCGAAGACUGCGCAGAGUCAAUGUUGAUCAUUUCCAUGUAGGAUGGUAUCAGAGUGCUGAUGUUGGCAAUUUUUUGAGUCAAUCUCUUCUUGAGUCACAAUACCACUAUCAGACCUCCAUUGAAGAAAGUGUUGUUGUAAUUUAUGACACAAAGAAGUCUGCAAGAGGAUUCCUUACUCUUAAAGCCUAUCGGUUAACUCCUCAGGCUAUUGCAAUGUAUAAAGAAGGAGAUUAUACUCCAGAGGCGCUUCGAAAUCUCAAGAUUGGCUACGAGAGCCUGUUCAUUGAGGUGCCAAUUGUGAUUCGAAACUCUCCACUCACCAACAUUAUGAUGUCUGAACUUCAAGAAAUGAUUCCAGAGGAACAGGGUUCCAAAUUUUUGGACCUUGGUACGGCAUCGGUACUUGAAGGCCAACUCAGGAGCCUAAUGGAGCGAGUUGAUGACCUCAACCAAGAAGCCAUCAAGUUUAACAGAUACCAACAGUUAGUUGUCCGUCAACAGCAAGACAAGCAUCGGUGGUUAGUGAAGAGGGCUCAAGAAAACGCAGCCAGGGCCGUUAAAGACGAGCCUCCACUACCCGAAGAAGAUGUGAACAAGCUAUUCAAGCCCUUACCGGUUCCACCAAGGCUGAACCCCAUGAUCCUCGCUGGACAGAUCAACACUUACAGCCAGCACAUCAGUCAGUUUUGUUCGCAGAGUCUCGCGAAGCUGUAUUUGACGCAAGCUUUGCAGAACGCAAAAGACGCGAAACAGACCAAUUAAGAAUUUGUACUAAACCUGUGGUGGUAUUAAAUUGUGUAAC